AUGGAAAUGGGCCUACUCAGCACCAAUGGGUAUGUUUUGAAGAAUAUCUUCAAAAACAGCUCUGCAGAACCACCAUACGGAUAUAUUGCUCUACAACAAAUGCCUGAUGAUCACCGUGUCACGAAAUUAUCAUUACUAAAAACGGCACGUAGACCAGUUUUUAAACGAGGAAUGGUUUGUUUUGAACGCUAUAGCGACCGUUGUCUAUCGAAGAAAAAUAAUUUCUAUGUACAAAAUAAUGUUGCUGGGGCAAGGAAAUUCCUUAAGAAGUUUUGUGACGACAGAAAGUUUCAAACUGAAUAUAACCGGCACAUAGAUUGUUUUUCUCACAUUCAAGAAGACUGGGAAAUAUGUACAAGAAACUUUCAGAAAAUUUUAACUGACGAACUUCAUGAACGAAGCCAACAAAAGAAUGUGACCAAUAAAUUUAUGCAGUUUUGCUGCGCUCGUCAUGCUUAUGAAAAUUGCAUAUACAACAGUGCCCGUUUUAAGUGCUACAAGCAUUCGGCGAAAUUUGCCAGGGAUACAGCGAAAAUGUUAUCAGAGGAAAAACUUUUCACAAAUUGCAGAAAAUUUGAAAACUUAUUAUGUGCAGCUCCCGAAAACGAUGCCAGCCGUUAUUUAAUUUUUCUUCUUGUGUUUUUAGUGAUUUGGAGGAGCGGAAGCUCCUUUAUACAAAAUAGUUAAGAGAUAUAAAAAAAAAGAAAUAAUUAUUUUUAAAGUAUAUUUAUAUACGAGUGAUGCAUUUAAAUGUAAGAUAAAUAUUUUUUAUGGGAAUAAUAAAAAAAUA
Messenger RNA from Eupeodes corollae, 790 nucleotides. RefSeq lists its product as uncharacterized. The coding region runs from base 1 to 687 and encodes 228 amino acids. The record is from RefSeq and is a predicted model, not a curated record. Lineage: Eukaryota; Metazoa; Arthropoda; Insecta; Diptera; Syrphidae. The transcript has 4 exons.